GGAGGGAGGAAAGAGAGAGAGCAAAAAAGAUUGAAGGAAGAAGAAACAAAGAAACUGAAAGAGAUUGAAGGAGAAAAGAAGAUGAAGAAGCAAGAUGGAGAAUUUUUGAAUGAAAAAGAUGAGAAAACAUUACAAGAAGUUUCAGGAAGGAAAACUAGAAGAAUGAGUGGGGAAGAAGGAAUAAAGGGAUUGACAGCAGAAGGGACAAAGGGAAUGAAAGUAAUUGAAGGAGAGAGCAAGAUGAAUGAGCAAGGUAGGAAAGAAAAUUCGAAUGAAAAUGAUAGAAAGAAGAUAAGACUGGCUUUAGGGAGUGAAAUUAAAGGAAUGAGUGAAGAAGGGGAUAGAAAAGAAGGGGACAACAGACUGAAAGAGACUGAAAGAAAAAGCAAUAUGAAGGAUCGAGAUAGGAAAACGAAUUUGAUUGAUAAUGAAAGGAAUGAGUUGAGUGGAAGUUUAGGGAAUAAGUCAAGAAAAAUGAGUAAAGAAGGAGUGAGGAAAGAAGAGAAUGAGAGAUUGAUAGAAGUUGAAGAAAAGAAGGAAAAGGUGCAUGAAGGAAAAGAAAAUUUGAAUGAAAAAGAUAGGAAAAAGGUGGGAGGAGUUUUAGGGAAGGAAACUAGAAGAAUGAGUGAGGAAGGAAUGAGAAAUGAUGAAGGAAAUGGCAAGGUGAUAGAGAGUGAUGUAGCAAGUAAGGGAAAGAAGCUUGUUGGGAAAGAAAAUUUGAAUGAAACAGAGGGGAAAAUGUUGAGAGGAGAUUCGAGGAAGGAAACUAGAAGAAUGAGCGAGGAAGGAAUGAGAAAAGGGAAAGAGAAAUUGAUGGAAGAAGGGCAAAAUGUGGUGAAUACAAAAGUUGAAGGAGGAAAUGUGAGAACGGAAAAAAAUCAGAAGGAAAAUUCACCUGAAAAUGUUGGGAAUGAGUUAAAGAAUGUGACGGGAAUGAAGACAAGAAGAAUGAGUGGUGAUAGCGUUAGGAAUGAAGGUGAAAGAAAGAGGUUGAAAGCAGACGAAGAAGUGACGAAAGGGAAAGAAAACGAAGGAAAAAGUGGGGUGAAAGAGAGCAACAGGGGAGGGAGUUUGAUUGGGGAAGAGAUGAAGGAGUCGAAAGAAGUCGGCAGAAAAACAAGGCGAACGAGUGGCGAAGGAGUAAGACUUGAGAAGGAACUUGCAGACCUAAAUGUCCGGGAAGGGGACGAAAUGAAGGGUCCAACUUGUGGAGUUGCAAAGGAUUGUGGACACCAUUCAUCCGUUGGAAAUCCCUCUCAGUCAGCCUCGAGUGACAUUGAGAUUUUCCAAAAACAUCUUCAACAGAGAAGACAGGAAUGGAUGUCACAGUGCAGCUCCUGGAAGAAUGAGUACCAAAACGGUGGCACCGCUGUUGGUUCGACGGAGGAGCAGUGUCGCCGGCAAGCAGUUCGAAGACGUCCUCCAUCCAGGAAGCGGAUACCCACUCCUCUUCCUGUCUCUCUUCUUUUGCCUCCCUCAUCACCUGGGACUUCCCUUCAACAGCUUACCACAGUCCAACUCCAAGACCUACCAGGCUGUAGUUUGUCCACCUUGGGUCAGUGUAUCAACCUGCAGUGUCUAUCAUUGGUCAACUGUCAUAUCUUGUCCCUGGAUGGACUUCAACCAUGCUCACAGCUCAAAUACAUCAACGUCCAGAACAAUGACAUUGAGUACGUCAACCUGAAAGGGGUGACCAGUGUCCAGUACGUUGAUCUAAAUAGGAACAAACUGACCGCGGUCCAUGGCUUUGAUGGUCUGACCAAUUUGGUGUGGCUCAACUUGGCCCACAACAACAUCACCAAACUGGAUGCUGGACUUGAAACCCUCACCCAGCUGCACACCCUGAAUCUCUCCAACAACCAACUCCUCAGCAUCUCGUCACUCCGCCACAUCCAGGUGGCGCUGCAGACCCUGGAUCUUUCUGGCAACCAGCUCCAACAGAUGACCGACCUGGCCAGUCUGGAGCUGCUCCGCACCUUGGAUGUUUCCAAGAACAACCUAUCUCAGAUUCCUUUACUGAAGAACCAAGUCCUCCUCUCCAACCUGCAGCUCUCCGACAACAACUUGACCUGUGUGGCGUCCCUGGGUACCAUUUGGUGUCCGUUGCUGUGGCAACUUAAUUUAGGACAGAAUCGGCUGAUCUCUCUCCCACGGAUGGAUCACGCUCAACAGCUUGAGUCACUCAAUGUGAGUGACAACCAGCUUACAGGCAUUCAAGAUAUUGUGGGCUCCGUGUCCCACUGUUCCUCUCUCACUGAUAUUUAUACAGCUGGUAACCCCUGCUCUGAGGAAGAAGGCUUCAGGGUCAGACUAGAAGCAUCUCUGCCAAGCUUACAAAAAAUCAACGGGGCACCUGUUGGCAGCGGAACUGCAGUGGAGUCUGCCAGCAGCGAUACUGCAGCGGAUAAAGUCGGCAGCGGAACUGCAGUGGACAGUAUCAGCAGCGUGGUUUCAGCGGACUGCGAGUGGAAACAAUUAAACGAUACAUAUAAGAGCCAAGUGAAAAUGUUCCGUGAUGCGGAAGAAAAACUCCGGGAGAAGAUCAAACAUCUAAAUGAAACAGACCCCCUAAAUGUGAGCAGCAUGUGUGACGCCUGGGUCGAGCACUGCCAUAUCACCCACACACUGGCUGUACAGUGUCGCUACUGGCAUGAACAUGGGACACCGUUUGAUUCAGCACUGCCUUCACCUGGGAUUGAAACCUCCACAGCUGGAAACACAGGUUCUGAGAGAAUUCCUGUGAAUUCAACCGCAAUGAAGAUCAGCCCUGUGGUGAGUUGCAUUGAUACAACCACCAACACCACCGCAACCACCACCACUACAACUACCAAAACCACCACCACUGCUUCCAUCACCAUUCCCAGUACUGGCUCACUGUCACCGGUCAGGGCCUCAGAUGAUGUUGAUGCUAGCAACAGCAGCGACUGCAGCAGCAGUAAAAGGAAGACUGUGGCUGCCACGCAGAUACAGGCAGUAUGGAGGGGAUUCUUACUCCGCAACAAGCUCAAGGCAGCCCUCUGCUUUGCUCAGAUGGCCUACGAUGAUGAGAAUGAGAGUGAGUUUGGCGAAGAUAUUGAUUUAGGGGUCUUUGAGCUGGCUGAGGCCGACCUCGAUAAAGAGUGGACUCCUCCUGUUGCUCCAGAGGUCCCUAAAAGGUAUCCAGUUAUUGGUUUGUCCUCUCUGGAGUGUGGCAUCGCUGAGCACGCGACCCCGCUGAUGACGGGUCCUCCCAACACUGAAGCGAACCCCAACGCCAUGGUGACAACACCCCCUGGUAGCAGCUGGAAGGGUUUGCCAUUGACUGCACGGCUACCGUCAUCACAAACCCCACUGCGGCAUCAGGUUCUCUCGUUACAGCAGACUGAGGCCUCAUCAGCGCCACCAAUGACAGGGUCGCUAUUCUCAUGGACACCACCGCCACGAACACCACCUCUGCUAUCUACACCACCGCUCUCGACAACACCGGCGUCUUCGUCAUUAUUACUAUCAGCAGCUCUCCCACCACGGCCACCCAUGUCGUCGCGUCGACAGGCAUGGAUCAGUCCUCGUUCUGUAGGAAGGAGCUCAUGCAGGAUGGCUAUGCCUGGAGGCCACAACCAGAGCCAACCCGAGUUGGAGACACCGUCGCAGUCACCUGACCUGUCCUUGCUGUCGCAGCGGCGCUCGGAGAGUCACCAGCCAACCGCAUCCUCUGGUAACAUUUCACGCCUCACCGAUUCUCAGAUAUGUGAAGAAUGGGGCUUCCAGGAUCCCAGAACAGCAAAAGUGAUGAGAGAACGUGCAAAGAAAAUGAAGCUAAAUGCAGAACGACGCAAGAAGCUCAAGAAAUUGGAUCCGCAGCAAAGGUUUGUCCUGUUCCAGAAGCUUCACGUGUUACCAAAUGUCCGAACUUUCCCCACGAAAACACACCAGCAACAACAACAACAACAACAGCAGCAGCAGCAGCAGCAGAAGAGAGAUUAUUUAUUACAAAAUCACCAUCUCCAGCUCGAUCUGCCUCCGUCUCCAUCAAGGCUGGUCCUUCCCACUAACAGCACUGAAGAUGAGAAUCAAGUGAAAGAAUGCCGAACCUACCUGUGGGUACACACCCAGGUACCCAGCCUCUGUGGGAAUGACUCCCUGCACUCCUUCGGGGAUUCAGUGAUCGGUAAACCUAACAGAAACCUGGAGUAUAACCAAAGCUACACUCAGGUGUCAUCCAUGGCACCCCUUGAUGUACACAGGGUAACCAGUGCCAGCAGGGGUCACGCUGUGGACCUUACUGACACCAGCAGCUUCUCAGGUUCAAGUCAAAGCCGAUCCACCAACUCUGCAAAGAUGAAACAAGUCCAGCUGCCUCCAAUUCCUCAUUCACCGCUGUUUAUUGAAGCGCCACAGGGCCGUGGGCAGCCCCAGGACAGCAACCACCAAAGCCACCCCCACCACCAACGCCACCACCAUCACCGUUACCAUUACUAUGGCAAUAACCAGAAGCAGGUCCGUGAAACAGAGAGGAGUGGUGGAUGGGGGGGUGGCCGUAGACGGAACAUGCAAAAAUAAUCUCAUUCUAUGUAUAUAUUAAUAUAAAUAAAUAUAUGUGUGUGUGUAUAUAUAAAUAAAUAUAUGUGUGUAUAUAUAAAUAUGUAUCAGUUUUUAAAGUUACCUCUACCGAUUGUUCUA
Molecule: messenger RNA, 4659 nt
Organism: Octopus sinensis (East Asian common octopus)
Lineage: Eukaryota; Metazoa; Mollusca; Cephalopoda; Octopoda; Octopodidae
Product: leucine-rich repeat and IQ domain-containing protein 1-like
Exons: 22
Coding region: 82-4539 (1485 amino acids)
Molecular function (GO): protein binding
Source: RefSeq, a predicted model, not a curated record